AUGGCCAAGAAUGAUGAUGUGAUUCGGAGCCAAGCAACAUCCUUGAGGAACCUAGAGAUUCAAUUAGGGAAGCUAGCUAAUGAGCUAAGGAAUAGACCACAAGGCACUCUGCCUAGUGAUACCGAAAACCCAAGGAAAGAUGGUAAGGAGAAUUGCAAGGCGGUUACCUUGAGGAGAGGUAAAAAUCUAGAAUUGACUGAGGAGAAUUGUAAGAGAAACAGUGAGCCCACUUCAAUCCAAAGUAGUGUGGACAAGGGAGACAAAGCUGUGAAUUCAAAAUUUUCAAAUGUUGAUCCUGAAGCAAUUGCUACAGCAAUUUCUCAGCAAAAUGCUACAAAGAAGCCUAUGAACAAGCCAGCUCCACCAUUUCCUCAACGCUUUCAAAAGCAGCAAAAAGAUGCGGAUAGAGAUGUUCCUAUUAUCUUGUGUAGGCCAUUUCUACCUACCAGGAGGACCUUGAUUGAUGUACAAAAAUGGGAGCUUACUAUGAGGGUGAAUGACCAACAAGUGACUUUCAAUGAAGCUUUUAAAGAUGGAGUGGGGGUGAGUUCACUUGAAGAGCUUGAAGACUUAAGUGAAGAGGAAGAAAGCCAAGUUACAUGGGUGGAGUCAAAGCAGCCCUUUGCUAAAUUUAGGAGGCCUUUUGAGUCAUUGAACUUGUCGGAAGGGAAUUUUAAGCCUCCUAAGCCCUUUAUUCAAGAGCCACCAAAAGUAGAGUUGAAGCCUUUACCUAGUCACUUGAAGUAUGUUUAUUUGAGAGAUAAUGAGACCUUGCAAUUGAUUGUUUCAGCCAUGUUAGGAGCUGAAAAAGAGAGUUUAUUACUAGCUGUUUUGAAGAAAUAUACAAGGGCCAUUGGUUGGACCAUGGCGGAUAUCAAGCGUAUAAGUCCCUCAUUUUGUAUGCAUAAAAUUCUGUUGGAGGAUCGCUAUAGUUCUUGGGUCAGCCCGAUUCAGUGUGUUCCUAAGAAAGGUGGAGUCACGGUGGUGGCUAAUGAAAAUAAUGAGUUGAUUCCCACAAGACAAGUGACGGGGUGGCGUGUUUGUAUGGACUAUCGGAAGCUGAAUAAGGCUACUUGGGAAGACCACUUCCCGCUGCCAUUCAUUGAUCAAAUGCUUGAUCAGUUGGGGGGAAAGGAUUUUUAUUGUUUCCUUGAUAGGUAUUCAGGCUAUAAUCAGAUUUCCAUCGCGCCAGAAGACCUAGAGAAGACUACCUUUACUUGUCCUUAUGGCACCUUUUCCUUUAGAAGGAUGCCAUUUGGGUUGUGCAAUGCUCCCGCCACUUUCCAACAUUGUAUGAUGGCGAUAUUUUCAAAUAUGGUGGAAAAGUCUCUUGAAGUCUUCAUGGAUUAUUUUUCAUUAUUUGGAGAGUCCUUUGACACUUGUUUGGCUAACUUGGAGCAAGUCUUGGCUAGAUGUGAAUAA
Molecule: messenger RNA, 1422 nt
Organism: Humulus lupulus (European hop)
Lineage: Eukaryota; Viridiplantae; Streptophyta; Magnoliopsida; Rosales; Cannabaceae
Exons: 4
Coding region: 1-1422 (473 amino acids)
Source: RefSeq, a predicted model, not a curated record